CUGAUUUUGGGUGGUUGGUUUAACAGGUAUUGGUAAAACUUUGCUAAGCCAAAUUCAGAUUUUUUCAAUGUUUCGGUGUUUUAAAUAAUUGGAAUGUUAAUUACAGACCCCUAAAUUCUCAACAUUUUAAUUUUAACAUGCUAACAUUUGUCAUUAUAAACAGAGAUUCUACACAAAGCAUCUAAGCAUCAUAAAAUACUUUAAUUCUGAACUCUAAACACGUCCUGCUGUCUAAACACUUUCAAAUUUCAGUUUGGGGCAUUCGAGUGGUACUAUGCCACCCCACUGCUGCAGGGAUCCAGGGUUUGAAUCCCCAGCGGUGCUAUCGGCCGUUCGGGUGUCUACAUACAAAUACAUUUGGCUGUGUCUGGGGGGGGGUGAGGUUGUCCUAGGCCUUGCGAUGGAUUGGUGUCCUGUCUGGGGUCUGCAUUGUAGCCAAUGGAUCCAAGGAACCAGUACUCACUGCGACCAUGUCCAGGUUGAAGUGGAGGUAACACUCGGGUACUCAGGUGGCACAGCAGUAACAUACGCUAACCCACCGGUGCUGAGAUCUCAAGCUCUCGAAUUUAAAUCUCAGCAAUGCUAUCGGCCGGCUGGGCGCCUACACAGACACACGAUUGGCUGUGUGUCUGUAGGGGGCGGGACGAUGGUUGACCAGGCUUCCUCGUUGAUGGGGCAAUUAUGACCUCUGCUGACUGGUCUUUGACUGGAAUAUGUUUAAUUUUGUACUGGUAGCAUCUAAUAUGUGAAAUUCUUGGGAUUUUUUUCACUUCUGUACAUUAUAGAAGUUUAAAUUUUGAAAAGUAUAAGUUUGUUUGGGUGUAAUUUGAUCUUCAGUCAGUUUUCACAACACUGAAACCAGUUAAGUGACGCAGGAACACAAAACUAAUAAUUCUGUUCCGAUGUUUUGUUGUUUUCCCUUUUUACCUCCUCCCACCCCCAUUUAUGACUUGUUUCCACCCCCCGGUGUCUAUUUGCAUUAUACCCGCAUGGCUUUAUUUAAUAUGGUUUCACCCACCUGUACCCGCCUCUCGUUCUCUCUCUGUCUGUAUUUCUACCCCUGCACCACCCUCGAUAUCCCCCACCCCCACCCCAGAUGACGGUGACUGCACCACGCUGGGUGAGGACGGGGCGGAGGUGCCAUCAAUCGCGCAGUCCCUUCCCCAUAGUGAGUGUCACAGGGCGGAGUCUGAAUGUAAUACGACCCCUCCCUCCUGUCAUACGCUUGACCCCGCCCGUGUAUCAUGCAAACGUCGCAGGGCCAGAGCGGCCCACUCUCAGGCUUCCCACGCAUCCUUCUCCCGUUCCCUUCGCCCCCCCGUUUCUCCCAACUCUCCCUCCCCGCCCCUGUGCCCGCUUGGCGCUGCCCACGAGUGCGGCGGUGGGUUAGAAGAGAGCUGGUUCAUCACUCCUCCACCCUGUUUCACUGCAGAGGGAGCGACGGCCGAGGCCAGUCCCAUGGAGGACCUGCUCAUCGAGCACCCCAGCAUGUCCGUCUACGUCUCCUCGUCCAACCUGGAGCAGAGCACCGCCGAGGUGGCUGAUGGCACCAGCAGGAUGUCUGAAUCCAUGCCAUCCCCGGUGCCCACCCGGCUGGCGCGAGGCUCGGCCUGUCAGGCGGCUCCUCUCGCCAAAGUGACUCACGCGAGCCGCGUUCAGAAGGCCAAGUCGCGCGUGGAGCGACGCCACCUGGCCCGCGGUCGCGUACAGCGGCAGAACCGCGUCCGCCAGCAGGUCCCGCGCCACACCACCCACACCCGCAACGCCUUCCUGCACCAGCCAUGCCAGCGUGGCCUCUGCCACUGAUUAACACUCCAGGCGUUGAACACAUCACCCGAACAACCUCCGGCCACCUUAUAUCAGCGACGACGAUGCCUCCUCUUUCUUCUGCGUUUUUAGACAUUGUGUUUGUGUUAGCGUUUGUUUACUUUCGCUUCAGCUACUUUUUUAUGCCACUAAACUAAAGGUGCUCAAAUCUAUCCGCUAGCAGUAGUUUCUGGUAUGCCAAUUAUACCUGGCAUCCACAGUGAGAGCAGCUGGCAUCAGUGUAGCAAAGCAGCAUCUCCGUAUCAGAUUCAGAGUCACACUGAGCAUGGACGAAGCUAAACAGGGCCAGGGCUGCAUUUUUAUUUCCUUUAUUUGCUUUUGUUUUGUUUUGGAAAAGUUUCCUUUUAUUUUUGUGUUUGGAAGGAAAGUCGGCGUCCUUUUCCGCGUCUCGAAUCCCAUCUGAUGCGUGACGGGGGGCUUUUACGACACACAGAAUGCUGAAGCAAGUAGAGGAAGGUGAGAGGACGGAUCAGAGAGAGGAAGCAGAUUAAAGAGGGGGGGGAGUUGAUGGAUGAUCGUUUUGUAAAGUAUGUUUUGUAACCCACCGAGCCGUCAGUUCACGUACACAGGAAAUAGAAGCUUUUUAAUUGGAAAAUCAAACCAGUGAUGAUGAACUUUUACUUUAUUUGGGUCGAAUCUCCACCAAUUUGGCACCAUCUGAUUCCACAGAGGUACUGGGGUUUGUUUAGACAACUAACAAAGAACGUUUUAGUGUUUUUUACUUUGUUUUAGCUUAGAUUAGGUCAUGGCAUUGAUAAUACAGACAGACCAAGGCUUUAAUCACACUAUACACCCCCCCCCCCCCCAAUAUUUAGAUAGGCUUGAAAUGCCCUGAUGUAAUAUACUGAUGUAAAAAUGAUGAAUAAACAUAUCCCACUCACUAGUUUUGCAAAAUUUUAGGAUAUGUCAGUGUUCCCAAUCGUUAGACAGCCUUCACAGUUCCUUCCGACUUUGCAGCAACAGUUUAGGGAUGCUCUUGCCUGUUCCAAUAUGACCGAGCUGUAUAAAGAUAGAGCCUGCACAUAGCCCUGGCCUCAGUCCCAGUUAACAGCUCUGGGAUGAACUGGAACACCAACUGAUCAAUCAGCGGGCACAGACAUACGUACCUUAAAGUCUUGUGAGAAGCUUUUCAGAAGAGCAUCUGUUGUCCUAGCAGAAAAGAUCACAUGCUUUGGUGUCCAAAUACUUUUGGUCUUAUGGUGUAGUAUCAGAUACCUAUAAUAUAAUCCUAUGAUUUGUAAGGCCAGCAUCCGAAUGUCAGGGGACACAAAUAUAAAAUCAAUAACGUUCAUAGGCUGUGUAUCUAAAUACCAGCAUUACAGGAGUAUAAGAGCUUCUGUGUAAGGCGGCUGCUGUGGGUUACAGGGUUCGGUGGUUCAGGAAAGGGUGUAGGAUCAUGUUAGGGGAACAAUUUUGGCACCUGAAGGUGGUGCACGCAUUGCAGUGGCUUAACCGAGCCCUGAAUUUGCUUCUUGGUGUCAGAAGUGGAAACCACAAAGAAGCAAGUCUAGACCAGGGUUUUUCAGACUUUCAGACAGUUUUUAAAGCGUUCGCGUACACUCGCUUACUUUCUUAACCGCUUUUAGGGCCGGGGGGGGGGGGGGUGUGUGUGUGUGUGUGUGUGACACACACACACUGACUGCAUGUUUUUGGACUGUGGGAGGAAACCGGAGCUCCCGGAGGAAACCCACACAGACACAGGGAGAACAUGCAAACUUUGCACAGAAAGGACCCGGACCACCCCACCUGGGGAUCAAACCCAGGACCUUCUUGCUGUGAGGUGACAGUGCUACCCACCGAGCCAACGUGCCGCCCUGUUUGCAAACAAGUUUAUUAAAUUUUUGGGAUUUAAUUUGUUCAGCUCUUUGAAAAAAAUCCUGGUCUAGACCUGUUUCUUAAGUGGUUUCUAUAAGAACAAAGUGUAUUAUGGGUGCUCAGCAUCUCCUGGGUUACACGGUUUGGUCACUAACCUCCUGCAGUGCAUUGUGGGAACUGUCCCAUUAUGAAUACGGUGCUGUCCCGCAGCCAGGUGCUAAAUCCCACGUUCCUUUAUCAGACGGUACGGAAGGCGACUCUUUAUUUUGCUUGGUUGUGUUUUAUUCUAUUUUUGCACGCCUCAGACCCCUGAUCUUCCUGUCCAUGCUCAGUGCUCUGACCCUUUUCUUUUUAGUAAACGUGGGACGGAUCUGUUCAAAACCCAACACGUGGCUGGAAUGGAACCACUGUGAUAGAAGUUCAGUGUUUACGCCACGUCCAGAGCAAACCUUCACACCAGUGUUAGGAGGCGACUCUGAAAGCCUGGCAGGGUCAAAGAGGAGAAAUAUACCUCAAACACCAACAUGAACAGCAUCCGUUCCUCUCUGUUAAGCCCCCAUCACAGCAGGUUUCUCACGUACACUGAAAAGUUCAGCUGCAAAGCAAAUUUAGUGUAGAAAUAAAGCGAGACUUGAUGUUUUAGUCAUCUGAGAUCAGUAGCACAAGUUCUGUGCUGUAUUGUGCUGUGUUGACCCUUGGAAAAGUUGUGCUGUCCAUGCUUCAAGCUUAUUUUACCAACAGCGACUUGACAGUCGAGACAGCUUCGCCCAAAACCUCCCAAUAUUUGCACCAGGGUCCUGAAUUGCUCUCCCAUUUCAAUUUGGGAAGUUGCCAGUGCACUCUCAGUGCAGGUCCUCAAUAGUAAUAGGAGGGUUGCAUCAGGAAGUCUGGUAUAAGGAUGAUCUGCUCUGACGACAUCUAUAUUUCUACAGAAGCAAAUAAUAAAGAAUUUAAAUAGCUAAAACACCUUUUUUGGGGUGUGAGCAGGGCUUUACACAGUGUUGUGCUUCAGAUGCUGAUCAGAUAAACCAUGGUGCUGAAAGUUCUUCGUAAACCUACGAGACUCGGACCCGAGUUUGCACUGUCUUAUUACGUUUUGAGUUUUUUAGCCGUGCGCGACUGUAGCGGAUGAGCAAACGAUGCUGAUGUGCAUGAUGUAUGGAUUAGCGUUCGUGUAUAUAACGUACAGCUCCUACAGUGUUGGAUCCACGCCUGUUUGGACUUGUUUUAAUGCUGAAUGAUGUCACGUCUAUCAAAACACAACCUUGUUUAGCCGAUAAAUUUAUAUAUUUAUUAUUUACAUCAUUUUACACCCUAGUCAAGGAUUCAGGAAAUGAGAAUAGGUGUAAAUCCUGAUUCUGUUCUGAUUCUUUUACCUUAUUACGUGCAUGUUAGUUAUUUAGCCAUCUUUUGCUUUUUAACCGCCCUAAUGACCGCUGGCACUGCCAGCUUUAGCAGCAAAAUGUACAAGCUAUUAAGAAAACUAAUAUAUAUUCAUAUAUUCCACUAUUUUCUUUAUAUUAUUCUUUUAACCCAUGUGUACCUUUAUUUUAUUCGUGAUGGCUGUAUGUGGGUGGAUCACAGGAUGUCUGAUGCCAUGCUUAAGGUUGCCCUUCUUUGAGCAAUCACAAGGAAGCACGUGCUAGCCAUUAACCCUCCCAGGUUGGUAACCUUUUAAGUUUGGUGAUGCCCAGAAAUACAGAGGUAUGAGGGCAAGAACAAAAGUAAAAGGUUCUCCUGUAGGUACUGAAGCAUCUUUCAUGCCGUGCUGUCCAUAUAGGGGCAGAUUUCAUCGAAUUGACCACAUACAGACGUCAAGUAGGCUUUACUCUUCAUUUCUGUUUAUUUGUUCGCCGCCCACUCCAGCCGUUGUUAUGUCCUCCAUGUUCUGUUCCUAUAGAGUUUGGGGUGUAUGUGUGUAUAUGACUAAUGAAGUGUGUGCAUAUAGAGAGCGGUGUGUUAUUCACCCCGGGGUAUUUCGGGGUGAACGGAGUAUGUAGCUAGCGUGACGUGAUGAACAUAGAGCGGGGCGGGGUAAUUUAAGAUAUCGUAAUAUGAAUUGAAAUCUAUGUGCUUGUAUUUGUAUCCACUAUGAUUAGAUGCAGAUUUGUUUUUAUUCACUGUUACCUGAUUAUAUUGUUAAAAACGAGGGGGCGGACCAGCCCACGCAGAGGCCGCGCUCUUCCGUUCCGGGGUUAUUUCAUGCCCUGUAACUAUGGCAGCUUUUCAAACACAGGGGUUUACCUUCAAAGGGGGGUAUUUCCUCUCGGAUGAGUACGCCCCCUUCCAAAAAAAACUAGAGUAUAUAUGGAAAAAGAAAAAAACAUGGAAUGGUGUAUUCGAUAUCUAUGGUGAUCGUGCCUUUCACUAUUCUGCAUGGUUUUGUUUGUGAAUUGCUGAGUUCUCGACCCUGUCUGUGUGGCCGCUGGUCCCCGGGCAGUAGGAGAGACCUAUGCAAAAGUAUGAGGACGGGGUUCCAGCAUCCGAACAGCAAUGCAGGAACCAGAAAAAAAGAAAUAAAAAAUAAAAAUCUCUCAGGAUGAAA
Molecule: messenger RNA, 6187 nt
Organism: Trichomycterus rosablanca
Lineage: Eukaryota; Metazoa; Chordata; Actinopteri; Siluriformes; Trichomycteridae
Gene: tp53inp2b
Product: tumor protein p53-inducible nuclear protein 2
Exons: 2
Coding region: 946-1806 (286 amino acids)
Biological process (GO): positive regulation of DNA-templated transcription; autophagosome assembly
Cellular component (GO): autophagosome; nucleus
Source: RefSeq, a predicted model, not a curated record